GAUCGAGCUGUCUGUUACACCACAAAAGGUCCCUGACGAUCGACCCACGCACCCAGCAUUGGGCACCACAAUCGCGACCGCCACAACUCUCACCACCCUCGGCAGUCCACAGCUUCCCAAUGGCUGGAACACCCUCAGGCCGUCACCACAAGCCUCGACGCAAGGUCAAGAACGGCGAGGGAAAAGGCUUCCAGCUCUCAAAGGCCGAGACUCUGGUUAGGACGCCGUCCUUCCCACUAUCAGCCUUUCUCUGGCCAGCAAGAGCCUCGGUAUCACAAUGGGAGGUACUGCCGCUUAUCCUCAUGGUAGUUGGCCUGUUCAGAUGGGCAGCCGGUCUCUGGGGUUAUUCUGGAUUUGAGAAACCCCCAAUGUUCGGUGACUACGAGGCCCAGAGACACUGGAUGGAAAUCACAACACAGUUGCCCAUCUCGUCAUGGUACUUCUACGACCUCCAAUGGUGGGGCCUCGACUACCCGCCCUUGACGGCAUACCACAGCUGGUUGUGCGGCAAGAUUGGCACCCUCAUCAACCCGUCUUGGUUUUCGCUCUACACCUCCCGAGGGAUCCACGAUCCAAAUCUGAAGAUCUUCAUGCGGGCUACUGUCAUCGUGUCCGAAUACCUCAUCUUCGUCCCUGCCGUGGUCAUGUUCGUGAGGAGGUACGGCAGGCUCCAGGGUGUGUCCAACUGGACAAUCUCCGUUGCCCUGGUCGCUGUGCUCAUGCAGCCUGGCACCAUACUCAUCGACCACAUCCAUUUCCAGUAUAACACGGUCAUGCUGGGUUUCGUCAUAGCGAGCAUGUCCUCCAUGCUUGCUGGCCGCUACUUUUGGUCAUCCGUGUUCUUCGUGGCCGCAUUAGGUUUCAAGCAAAUGGCCCUCUACUAUGCCCUACCGGUCUUCUUCUUCCUUCUGGGAAGUUGUCUCUUCCCUGAGAUCAAGAUCACUCGUCUCCUGGCCAUAGCCCUCGGCACGGUCGUCUCAUUUGCCCUCCUGCUCCUCCCACUGGUUGCCGGCGCACUGUAUGAUAAGAGCCAGGGCGCCUCUCCCACAGCCGAGCAUCUAGGACCUGACGCCCGCCUCCCAAUAUUCGAAUGGAUAGAGGACUACAUCGACUCCAACGUCUUCUACUGGCCUGUGAUCGAGCAACUUGUCCAGAUGAUACACCGCGUCUUCCCGUUUGCCAGGGGGCUGUUCGAGGACAAGGUCGCAAACUUCUGGUGCGCUCUGAACGUGGUCAUCAAACUGCGCCAGUAUCCAUCGGAGCUCUUGCAGAAGGCGUCCUUGGCAAUGACCCUUGCCUUCAGUCUGAUCCCUUGCCUGAUUCUGUUCUUCAAGCCCAAGAAGGAGCUGUUGCCGCUGGGGUUCGCGGCUACAGCCUGGGCCUUCUUUUUGUUCAGCUUCCAGGUCCACGAAAAAAGUGUUCUCCUCCCGCUGAUGCCCAUGACUCUGCUCUUGGCCGGUAACAACGGUCUUGGGAAGGAUAUCCGGGCAUGGGUUGGAUUUGCGAACAUUCUCGGGGCCUGGACCAUGUUCCCGCUGCUACAGCGGGUAGACCUGCGCAUACCAUACGCCGUGAUCACCGGGCUGUGGGCCUAUCUCCUCGGUUUGCCGCCAACAUCUCUGAGUGCUUACUUCGAGGGCAGCAGCGGCGCUCUGACACAAUGGGCCACUUUCCUGCUGCAUGGCGGCUUCUAUCUCGCCUUGGCAGCUUGGCAUGUCCUUGAGAGUUUUGUCGCCCCACCGGAGGACAAGCCGGAUCUGUGGACCGUACUCAACGUUGGCAUCGGCGCGGCAGGUUUCGGUCUCUGCUAUCUCUGGUGCCUUUACCGGUUGGUUGUGGAAGCCCAGAUCCUACCCAGAAAAUCCGUUUCCAUACAAAAGAAAACGCAAUAAUGUGCGCAAGCAGGCGCACGCCGAGCCGAGUGCGAUAUUCCAGGACGGCAAAGCUCUAUUUCAGGUCUCAUAUAAAAUGUGGGCGGCAGGGUGUUUAUUACAAAGCAUAGCACGGUGGCAUUAUACCAGACUUGUUUUUCAUUUUGUUCUCAUCUUUCUAGAUAUAGUUGCUGUACUAUAUGUGUUUGCACUACAGAUCUCGUUUCUCGGGGUCCGAGUCCAAGUUGAGAAAAGUCGAUACCCAGAUAGUAACACACGGAUGGCAAUUCCCAUGGCUUCACGACACAGAUGGCCACCGCUCAGCAUGACAUGACGGCGUCGGCACGAUAGCCUUGUCCACAUUGCAUGCAUGCCGCAUGCAGCACGCGAGCGGACUGGGAUCAAGAUGAUGGUGCACAACGUGCUUACGCCACGCAGCGCCACGCACUGGCGGACUAGCAGGACCGACUGGGCUGCCCAGCACGGCACGCAGGCCUGGACCACAUGAGCACGCCCUACGGGC
Diaporthe batatas is the source of this 2394-nucleotide messenger RNA. Its product is annotated as dolichyl-P-Glc:Man(9)GlcNAc(2)-PP-dolichol alpha-1,3-glucosyltransferase. Gene Ontology annotation, molecular function: dolichyl pyrophosphate Man9GlcNAc2 alpha-1,3-glucosyltransferase activity. Lineage: Eukaryota; Fungi; Ascomycota; Sordariomycetes; Diaporthales; Diaporthaceae. Bases 120 to 1892 code for a protein of 590 amino acids. Gene Ontology annotation, cellular component: endoplasmic reticulum membrane. The transcript is spliced from 2 exons. Gene Ontology annotation, biological process: protein N-linked glycosylation. The record is from RefSeq and is a predicted model, not a curated record.